GCUUGCGUCGCGUCUCCAGCGUUUCGCGUCAAACUAAAAACUUGAGAAAACUCACCUCGAGACCCUUGCGUUCCGCUCCGCUUCACUCCGUCUAGCAGCUUUUAAACACAAGAACGCGCCCCCUAAGAUGCCCAAGCCGCUAAGUAGACAGCUGACUAGAUUCUGAGACAGCCCAUAUUCAUAGUGACAAUCUGCGUUCAAGAAGGACUUUCCUGAAUUGCAGGUAGACCCGUCUGAAGCCAAGGAGGAAAAAUCAUGUGACGCUUACAGAAGAAUUAGGAUUUUUUGGGGGGGAAGCUUUUGAGAAAAACUUCAUCAAGAGAAAGAAGUUGGUUCAAACCCGGUUCGGCUCAGGGAGAAUAAUGGAUCGUGUUUCGUAAAGGCAUUACUGACUCCGUACAGGUGUGUCGACGAAUGCAGAGGAGAUGGAGAGCUGUUGGAGAUGGUGCUACAGGACUUGCAUCUGUUGCUUGUCUGAAGAUGAGAAGAACGCCAUCACCAUACACAACGAAAUCAAAAAAAUCCUUGCAGAUCAGAAGAAACGAGAACGCAGAGAAAUCAAAGUGCUUCUAUUAGGCACUGGAGAAAGCGGGAAGACGACUUUUAUCAAGCAGAUGAGGAUUAUUCACGGCAAGGGCUUUUCUGAAGAAGACAGGCGUGGCUACACUAAACUGGUUUUCCAGAAUAUCUUCACAGCUAUGAAGGCUCUGACAGUGGCCAUGAACACCCUAAAGAUUCCCUAUGCUAACACGCAAAACGAGAUAUAUGGGAAACAGUUUCAGGAAGUGGAGAUCUGUCAGAUGGCACAUUUGGACAGAAUGUAUGUGGACGCUAUCCGCCGACUUUGGGCUGACGAAGGUAUCAAGGCCUGUUACAGUCGUCGUAGAGAGUACCAGCUUCUGGACUCCACAGAUUACUAUAUGACAAAUUUGGACCGUAUUGCGGCCCCAGACUUCGUCCCCACAGCCCAGGAUGUGCUCCGAGUCCGAUUCCCCACCACAGGAAUCAAUGACUACUCCUUCAGUGUGGAGAAAAUCACCCUCAGGAUUGUGGAUGUGGGUGGCCAGAAGUCUGAGAGGCGGAAAUGGAUCCAUUGCUUUGAGAAUGUGACAUCCCUCAUAUUUUUAGCCUCCCUCAGCGAGUACGACCAGGUGCUGGAGGAGAAUAACAAGGAGAACCGCAUGAAAGAGAGCUUGUCGCUCUUCUACACCACCAUCCACUCGCCGUGGUUCGCCAGUGCCUCUAUUAUCCUCUUCCUAAACAAGAUGGACAUCCUGGAGGAAAAGAUCAAGACGUCAGACCUAAAACCUUACUUCGGAGGGUUUGACGGCAAACGGCGGGACACGCAAGACGCCAUGGACUUCAUUCUCAUUAUGUAUAAACAGAGGGCUGUGAGUGCUGAGACAAAGGAGUGCAAAAACAUCUACCCUCACUUCACCUGCGCCACGGACACCAAUAACAUCCGGAAGGUUUUCAAUGACGUGAAAGACACUGUCCUUAUCAAGUCUCUGCAGGAAUAUGGAGUGCUCUGAGGAUUACGUAUUGCUUCUGCCAACCUAAUAAACUGAGCUUGGAGGGAUGCGCAAAUUGAUGGCUUGAAUUGUUUUUCCUUGUGCCACCUCUAUGCAGCCUUCCAUUUCUUUGUCUUUUGGUCCACCUAUUCCUAUAUUCCUACUUUUUUUUGUCAUUUUGGUGGAUUAAAACAUCAGAUUCUUA
Onychostoma macrolepis is the source of this 1716-nucleotide messenger RNA. It is a transcript of the gene gna15.1, whose product is annotated as guanine nucleotide binding protein (G protein), alpha 15 (Gq class), tandem duplicate 1. Gene Ontology annotation, molecular function: guanyl nucleotide binding; G protein-coupled receptor binding; GTPase activity. NCBI's taxonomy places the organism in Eukaryota, Metazoa, Chordata, Actinopteri, Cypriniformes, Cyprinidae. The transcript is spliced from 8 exons. The record is from RefSeq and is a predicted model, not a curated record. The coding region runs from base 426 to 1532 and encodes 368 amino acids. Gene Ontology annotation, cellular component: heterotrimeric G-protein complex. Gene Ontology annotation, biological process: adenylate cyclase-modulating G protein-coupled receptor signaling pathway; phospholipase C-activating dopamine receptor signaling pathway; action potential.